CAGGAACACCACCAAUAGCAGCAGCCUGCUCCUCUCAUAAGAGAAUUAACAGCUUUCCGGCGCUCAGAGGAAGCUGCACCGAAAAUACUCAAUCUACUGGAUACUAACAAAGAAAUAGAGAGAGGAAGGAAACCAUCACUGAAUCGUCAUUUCCACCCUGCAGAUUUUAUCUGGAACUGUGAAAGGAGCCUCUCUAUAUCCACAAGCUGCUGUCUAGUCAUAAAGUAUAAACUACGCAGCUCAAGUGUCAGGAUGACCUGCGCUACAGUGACCUGGCCCCUUGUCCUCGUGCUCGUGCUGUUGUGCAUCAGAGACUCGGCUUCCCUCUUCCUGCCAGACUCCAGCGAGCUCAGGAAGCUACUGAGCCGCUAUGAGGAGGAAGCAGAGCAGAAAGGCACCAGCAACACAGCUGGUAACAGGACCCGCCGAGCCAUCCUCUGGUCGGACCGUGAUGAGAUCCUGCAGCUGCACAACAAGCUGAGGGGUGGGGUUUACCCCACCGCUUCAAACAUGGAAUACAUGAUUUGGGAUGAUGAGUUGGAGCGAUCUGCCACUCAGUGGGCAGAGGAGUGUCAGUGGGACCAUGGACCUCAGGACCUGCUCAUGUCUAUUGGACAAAACCUGGCAGUUCACUGGGGCAGAUACCGUUCACCUGCCUUCCACGUCCAAUCCUGGUACGAUGAAGUGAAGGACUACACCUACCCCUACCCUCAUGAGUGCAAUCCCUGGUGUCCAGAACGUUGCUCUGGGCCAAUGUGCACUCAUUACACCCAGUUGGUGUGGGCAACUACUAACCGAGUGGGCUGCGCUGUGCACGUGUGCCCAAGGAUGAACGUGUGGGGAGAAAUAUGGGAGAAUUCUGUUUACCUUGUGUGCAACUAUUCCCCAAAGGGCAACUGGAUUGGAGAGGCCCCAUACCAGCAUGGCCGACCUUGUUCCCAGUGCCCUCCAAGCUAUGGAGGAGGAUGCAGAAAUAACCUUUGCUACAAAGACUCUCAGCAGCCAGAGAUUGAAGACAUGAAUGAGGUGGAGAAGCCUCAGGUCCCACUGCCACCUCGUACCACUGCCAGACCUAAAACUAUUGCUCCAAAGAAACCUGUGUCCAGACCCUUCAGUCCCAAGAACACUAAUCCCAGGACAACGCCUUCAAAAACUCCCAGCAGCACUUUUCUUGCUCACAAUAUUAAGUGUGAGACAAGACUGCGAGAUAAGUGCCGUGGCUCAACCUGCAGCAGAUACAAUUGUCCUGCUAACUGUGUGCAGAAGAAAGGAAAAGUUUGGGGAACUGUCACUUAUGAUGUGCAAUCAAGUAUUUGCCGAGCUGCUAUCCAUCAUGGUGUGAUUGACAACAACGGAGGACUGAUCGAUAUCUCCAGAAUUGAUAAGUUACCAUUCUUUGUCAGAUCUACAAAGAAUGGCAUUGAGUCUCUCAGUAAAUAUAAAGCUGGAAAUGCCUUCACAGUGGCCAGAGUGAAAGAAAUGACAGCUGAUUGUUACACCACAGUGGCUGAAAUCUGCCCUUACAAAGAACCAAACUCACACUGUCCAAGAGUCUUCUGUCCAGAGAACUGCAAGGCUCAGCCCUCAUACUGGUCACCUGUUAUUGGAAACAAGAUUUACACAGAUAACUCCAGCAUUUGCAAAGCGGCCAUCCAUGCAGGCGUAAUCAAACCCAAUGGCGGUUUUGUUGAUGUUUUGCCUCUAGACAAGAGAAAGAGCUACAUAGGAGUCCUGAGAAAUGGCAUCCAAUCUGAAAGCAGAAGCAACAUGGAGGGAGGAUCCUUCCGAGUCUUUGCUGUGAGGCAGUGAGACUUAAGUUCAGUAAUCUGAAGACCAACAGAGUCACCUCAGCUGCUCUCAAAGAGAAGAAAGUGCCCAUAGCUUUGAUGCCAUGGCUGUUUGUCUGUCCCAUCUGACUGACAGAAACUUUCCCCACUCAGUCAACAAACAGUAGUCAUACAGUAAAAUUCAUCCAGUCAUCCAACACAUUGAUAGUCCUUCAUGUUUCUUCAUCUUUUCUUAGACUUACAUAAUCUGUGAAUACAGAAUUUUUUAAAAUAAAUAUAUUAUAUAAAAUGCAUUGAACAGCUGGUGCUGGAAGUUUUGAGUUAGACUUGUUUUGCAAAAAGCAAUAUGUUUACAUUGGUGUUCUUAUUACAAAUGUCAUUUGUUUUUCAUACACAGGAAUGUAUCCAGAUCACACUGUAUUUAAUCAUUGUGUACAGAAUAUAUUAUAUUUUGUUUUUUUUAAAGAAAUAAUAACAUGUUUAAGUUCUAGCCAUUUAAAAAAUAUAUAGCCCUCUUCUUCAUCAUUGCUUUUCUAAUUCUUAGCAGCGAAGUCCAAGUUUAGUGUGAGCAAAGAUGUUUUGCUGGUUUGGUUGACCAGAAAUUUUGAAGCAGAUACAAAUAUUCUGCGAAUUGAAUGUGUAUAAAGGCAGCAGGCACUGCUGGAGAGAAGUAAUAUUUUCCUUAAGAAGACUAGUGUUGCUUCAGUGCCUGCCAUGUGGAGGUGUUCGGUUAAUGGAGAGCUGAUGUAGGUGAGACAGUUUGUGCACUUAUAAUAAUAAGUAGUAACAUCCCAAUUUAUAUUUAUUAACUGCUCAGUGCUUUCUUCUUUCCUUUGUUUCUAAUAAAUAUAUUCCAUGAAAAUGCUAAAUGCUCCCCACCCCUUCCCACGUGAGACCGUUGAAUGUGUUGCAUGUUUCAGGUACAAAGAGUGCUUUUUGUUUAGAGACUGGACCACGUUGUAAAGGUUUGAAGGUUUUACAGAUUUAAAUUUGUCAUCAAACUGAAACUCAUGCACUUAAAUAACUAACACUGUGCAGAACACUUAGGAGACAAGUGUAAUAUCUCUCACCAUAGUGGAUUAAAGCAUGGUUGUGUUUGGUCAGGUCUGAUUAAUAUUUUUGCUCUGUACCCAUCUUCAUUUAGCUCUGUGAUAUAAUUUUACAUGCACAGACAUGAGGGAAUGAUACUCAUUAGAAACUAAUGAAAUAAAUGUAAAGUCCAUUUUGUGUAGAAGCGCUGCCCUCCUGCAAAACACACCCAACAUCUUAGUCCCAUUUAGCCCGUUUAACCUACCUACUGGUUUUCUUCUUUUCCAACUUCCUGUCUCUUUAUCCUACCUCAGUCCUAUCGCUGUGCUUAGUAUUUAGAUCUUUUCUAUGUGGGAAUUUUGUGGAAAACGCUAAAGGUUUUGUAAAGUUGUGGGAUCUGUAAAUACUAAGAUUUUUGUUUUUGAAUCAUCUUUAUACAGUAAGAUUAAAAUUAAGUAAUUGUGUGAAUUUGUUUCAAUUGUCUUGGAUGUAUUGCGUUUAUACAGGUUUAGGAUGCCUUCUAUACUUUUUGCACAGUUUGAAAAUCGAGUGUCUUACAAAUCCCAAUGUACACAUUUCUUUUUUUUUCUUUUAAAUUAAAAAGUCUUGUCAAAUAUGAUAUUUUAGAAAUCAUUACGCAUCAUGGGUGUUAUUUUGUGAUUUCUUUGUGUGUUUGUGAGCAAUAAUAUUUGAAGAAUGAGCCGCUUUACUAAGUAAAGGAUAAUAUCCAUAUCCAGAAAAGUGAAGCAACCCUUAGCUUACUCUUAGCUACAUAAGGUCCUGACUUCAUGACCAUGAAAUGUUACAAGUCUGGCUUUAACUGGUGUCCACAGUAACGUGGUUGAAACCAA
Pelmatolapia mariae (spotted tilapia) is the source of this 3667-nucleotide messenger RNA. It is a transcript of the gene crispld2, whose product is annotated as cysteine-rich secretory protein LCCL domain containing 2. Gene Ontology annotation, cellular component: extracellular region. The record is from RefSeq and is a predicted model, not a curated record. The transcript is spliced from 15 exons. NCBI's taxonomy places the organism in Eukaryota, Metazoa, Chordata, Actinopteri, Cichliformes, Cichlidae. The coding region runs from base 253 to 1809 and encodes 518 amino acids.